CGGCAAAUGACGAUCCUAGGAGAACCUCGGGAAUGAGUUCUCCAUAUCCUUACUAGGGGCGGCGGCGAAGGGGGAGCUUCGCCGAAAUGCAUAUAAAAUUACCGCACGACCCAGAGAAAUGAUGGCUGGAGACUCCUUGUAGACGACCACAGACCUCGCAUCAUCUCACAAUGCAGUUGUAUAAACUCUUCGCUGUUCUGGCAGCCCUGCAGCCGGCUCUUGCUAAGAGCCUUGUGGACUUCUCUGCUGCUCGCGGCGAUAAUCCUUCUAUUCUCGGCGUCCGCAACCUGGAAUCGGUGCGCGGUUCUAAACAAAGCGAGAACAGCAAUGACCUCUACAUCAAAUUGGAUAAGGAUCCAAAGGGCACUCCUGCGUUGCAUUUCCACCGCAAGAAGGACUAUAUCCGUACCGAGUACCACUCACUAAAGGAUGAGAUUGAGGUCGAUAAGACCUAUUACAUUGGCUAUAAGUUCUCCCUGGGAGCCAUCCAGCAGAGUCUGAUGAUCUGGCAAUUCAAGGAAUAUUCUGCCAACAGCCACGGCGGUGCUAACAUUCCUCUCUCACUUGAAUUCAAGAGCGGUAAACUGAACUUCCAGUACCAAGCCUCCGGUGACGCGAAGCGCGAGUCCCAGUGGUCCAAGGAGCUGAAGACCGACACCGUCUACUCCAUUGGACUCGUGAUUAACACCUCCCGCCCCGGAUGGGUUGAGCUCUACUUCGAUGGCGAGCAGCAGACUUUCGGCUCCGGCAGCACCAGACUGAAGGCCAACACGUUCCCCGGCCAGGCGGACCCUAAGUUUGGUGCCUACCGUGGUGAGGAAGUCCAAAUCGACACCUAUGUCUACAACAUCCAGAUCGGAACCUCCAUUGAUGAUAUCAAGGAGGCUGCUGGACUGGGCUCGGCUCCUAAGCCUACCGCUACUUCUAACCCCACCCCUUCUCCUACUUGCGCCUGGGAGGGUCACUGCGAGGGUGCUUCCUGCACCACGGAGAAUGACUGCUCUGACGAACUCGUCUGCAAGAAUGGAAAGUGCACUGCUGAUGGAGCUGUACCCUGCUCCUGGGAGGGCCACUGCGAAGGCGCCUCCUGCUCCUCAGAGAAUGACUGCUCCGACGAGCUUGUCUGCAAGAACGGAAAGUGCACUGUCGACGGAGCCGUGACUUGCUCUUGGGAGGGUCACUGUGCCGGUGCCAAGUGCAGCACUCAUGAUGACUGCUCGGAUGAGCUUUCCUGCACCAAUGGUGUCUGUGCCUAAUCUCAGUAUAUUAGGAACCUGUGUGUUAGCCCCUCUCGGGGGUGAAU
Aspergillus pseudotamarii is the source of this 1303-nucleotide messenger RNA. RefSeq lists its product as uncharacterized. The record is from RefSeq and is a predicted model, not a curated record. The transcript is spliced from 5 exons. Bases 171 to 1256 code for a protein of 361 amino acids. Lineage: Eukaryota; Fungi; Ascomycota; Eurotiomycetes; Eurotiales; Aspergillaceae.